Messenger RNA from Coffea eugenioides, 2863 nucleotides. Its product is annotated as endoplasmin homolog. Bases 90 to 2537 code for a protein of 815 amino acids. The record is from RefSeq and is a predicted model, not a curated record. Gene Ontology annotation, molecular function: ATP-dependent protein folding chaperone; ATP binding; ATP hydrolysis activity. Gene Ontology annotation, biological process: protein folding. NCBI's taxonomy places the organism in Eukaryota, Viridiplantae, Streptophyta, Magnoliopsida, Gentianales, Rubiaceae. The transcript has 15 exons.
CUGCCCCGCAUAAGGAAACUGUGAAGUUGAAUUUACACCAUUUGCCACUGGAGGAAGAUCUUGCUCGCCACCGGAAACCAACAACGACCAUGAGGAAGUGGACGGUUCCUGCUGUUCUGUUUCUCCUGUGCCUUCUAUUCCUUCUUCCUGAUCAAGGUAGAAAAAUACAUGCAAAUGCUGAAGUUGAUUCUGAUGCACCUGUGGAUCCACCAAAGGUAGAAGAGAAGAUCGGAGCUGUUCCUAACGGUUUAUCAACUGAUUCAGAUGUUGUCAAGAGAGAAGCGGAGUCCAUGUCGAGACGGACGCCUCGUGCUACUGCAGAGAAGUUCGAGUUUCAAGCUGAGGUGUCUCGGCUUAUGGAUAUCAUUAUCAACUCCCUCUACAGUAACAAGGACAUUUUCUUGAGGGAGUUGAUCUCCAAUGCUUCUGACGCUUUGGACAAGAUUAGGUUCCUAUCACUCACUGACAAGGAAAUACUGGGUGAAGGCGACACCGCUAAACUUGAGAUCCAGAUUAAAUUAGACAAAGAAAAGAAAAUCCUUUCGAUCCGUGAUAGAGGUAUAGGUAUGACAAAAGAGGAUUUGGUUAAAAACUUGGGAACCAUUGCCAAGUCAGGAACUUCAGCUUUUGUUGAGAAAAUGCAAACAAGUGGGGAUCUUAAUCUCAUUGGUCAAUUUGGUGUUGGUUUUUACUCCGUGUACCUUGUAGCUGACUAUGUUGAAGUCAUUAGCAAGCACAAUGAUGACAAACAGUAUGUAUGGGAGUCAAAUGCUGAUGGUGCCUUUGCUAUUUCUGAAGAUGUCUGGAACGAACCGCUUGGUCGUGGAACAGAAAUCAGAUUACACUUCCGAGAUGAAGCUCAGGAAUACUUGAAUGAGUCCAAAUUGAAGGAGUUGGUGAAGAAAUAUUCUGAGUUUAUUAAUUUCCCAAUUUAUUUGUGGGCAAGCAAAGAAGUGGAUGUUGAAGUUCCAGCUGAUGAGGAUGAUUCCAGUGAUGAAGAUGAAAAGCCUGAAAGCAGCUCCUCUGAGGAAGAAGAGGAAGAUGCUGAGAAAGAGGAGGAUGAGAAAAAACCCAAGACAAAGAAGGUUAAGGAAACAACUUAUGAAUGGGAGCUUUUAAAUGAUGUGAAGGCUAUAUGGUUGCGUAACCCUAAGGAGGUGACAGAUGAGGAGUACACGAAGUUCUAUCAUUCUCUUGCCAAGGACUUCAGUGAAGAGAAGCCCCUAGCAUGGAGCCAUUUCACUGCUGAAGGUGAUGUUGAAUUCAAGGCUGUAAUCUUUGUGCCUCCAAAGGCUCCUCAAGAUUUGUACGAGAGCUACUACAACACCAACAAAUCCAACUUGAAAUUAUACGUCAGACGGGUUUUCAUCUCUGAUGAAUUUGAUGAGCUUUUGCCUAAGUAUCUUAGCUUUUUGAAGGGUCUUGUUGAUUCUGAUACCUUACCACUUAAUGUAUCAAGAGAAAUGCUUCAGCAACAUAGCAGCUUGAGAACUAUAAAGAAGAAACUGAUUAGAAAGGCCCUUGAUAUGAUUCGCAAGAUUGCUGAAGAGGAUCCUGAUGAAGCUAAUGACAAAGAAAAGAAAGAUGUUGAUGAAUCAAAUGAAAGUGAUGAGAAGAAGGGUCAAUAUACAAAGUUCUGGAAUGAAUUUGGCAAGUCAAUUAAGCUGGGAAUUAUCGAGGAUGCCGCUAACCGCAACCGUUUGGCAAAACUUCUUCGAUUUGAGACUACCAAAUCGGACGGUAAACUAACUUCACUGGAUCAGUAUAUCUCAAGGAUGAAACCAGGACAGAAAGACAUCUUCUAUAUUACUGGUACAAGCAAAGAACAGCUUGAAAAGUCACCUUUUCUUGAGCGGCUUACGAAGAAAAACUAUGAGGUUAUUUUCUUUACAGAUCCUGUUGAUGAGUACCUGAUGCAGUAUCUUAUGGAUUAUGAGGAUAAGAAAUUCCAAAAUGUGUCCAAGGAAGGCCUUAAAAUUGGGAAGGAUUCUAAGGACAAGGAACUGAAGGAGUCUUUCAAGGAUUUAACUAAAUGGUGGAAGGGUACCCUUGCUAGCGAAAAUGUUGAUGAUGUGAAGAUAAGCAAUCGAUUGGCAAAUACACCUUGUGUAGUUGUGACAUCAAAGUUUGGUUGGAGUGCAAAUAUGGAGAGAAUCAUGCAGUCACAGACCCUAUCAGAUUCUAGCAAGCAGGCAUACAUGCGGGGCAAGAGAGUGCUGGAGAUCAAUCCAAGGCACCCAAUCAUUAAGGAGCUCCGUGAGAGAGUUGUGAAAGACCCUGAAGGUGAGAGUGUGAAGCAAACAGCACACCUGAUGUACCAGACAGCUCUCAUGGAGAGUGGAUUUAUGCUCAAUGACCCCAAGGACUUUGCCUCACGUAUUUAUGACUCUGUGAAAAGCAGCUUGCAUAUCAGUCCGGAUGCAGCUAUUGAAGAGGAGGAAGAUGCUGAAGAAGCUGAGGUAGAAUCCAGUACAAAGGAAGGAUCAGGUGAAGAUGCUGAAGAAGCGGAGCCUUCUUCUGUCAAGGAUGAAUUGUAAGAUGUCUUUAAAGAAAAGGAAUGCUCUUGAAGAGGAGAAUUCAGUUUUAGCUGUCCUCCCAUUUGAGACAGUUCUAGGAAAACUCUAGAGAUGGAUCUUGUGUCUUAGAAGUGCAUCGAGUAAUUAGAGCACGGAGCACCCAAGUCUAUAGGCUUUUGUAAACAUAACCACCAGGAAUUUUGUUUAUCUUUCGUUUUACUUUUUGAGAAGCUUCAAGGCCCAAAUCUGUUGGUCUUUGUGUCCUUGGAUGCAAUAGGAAGUUGUGCCUGGUCUUGCUCUCUCACCAAUCAAUAAUCCAACUGGGUAGGUCUUGUGCAUUUACCAAA